This is a messenger RNA of Anopheles stephensi (Asian malaria mosquito), 922 nucleotides long. RefSeq lists its product as uncharacterized. Gene Ontology annotation, cellular component: plasma membrane. The coding region runs from base 41 to 859 and encodes 272 amino acids. Lineage: Eukaryota; Metazoa; Arthropoda; Insecta; Diptera; Culicidae. The record is from RefSeq and is a predicted model, not a curated record. The transcript is spliced from 3 exons. Gene Ontology annotation, biological process: detection of chemical stimulus involved in sensory perception of smell; sensory perception of smell. Gene Ontology annotation, molecular function: olfactory receptor activity; odorant binding.
UGCUGCAAACAAUCGCAUCCAGCUCGUACUCGUUACUACAAUGCUCACGAUAGCGGCCUGGUUCAUGACGACGCAGCUAUUUAACCGAGAUGCGUUUAUGCUGCAAAUUAACGGUCACGUAGUGGAGAGUGCUUCGGUGCAAAUUGUUUACGGGCUGCUGUGCAACGUUUGGGGCAUGAUCUAUGUGCUUUCGUUCGCAAUUUUCUACAUCAUUAUGAACAUCUUGCAACUGGAGAUGAGCAUUUUGCUGGAUGGGAUAGCAAGCGUACAGUCAACGGUUAUCGACCGAGCAGGACGGCAAAUCGCAACUCUGGAAGCUACGGGACAUUCAACGCAAAUGAAGCAGCAAGUGUUCUGGGACAUUUUACAGCCAGAACUGAACAGGCACAUCUCACGGCAUGUCAACCUUCUGGAUAAUCUCAAAGAGUUUAGCACGAUAGUUGGCCCAUUUUCGUUCGUCCAGUACUAUGGCACCUUUGCACUGAUCGCCGACUGUGGCCUUAUCCUUGCAAUGGAAGGACUCUCAACGAACGGUAUGAUCUACCUUAUAUUUGUCACCGUACUGGUGUUCCAGUCGUUCAUCAUCUGCCGUGGCAUCGAGAAGAUAAACGAUCUGAAUGAAGCCAUCGGACACGCACUGUACGCGGGUUUUAACUGGCCCGAAUUAUUACAGUACAACGUGCGCUUUCGAGCCCAGUAUGUAACGGCACGGCACACGCUCAUGCUCGUCAUUGGCCGUUCGCAGAAAGGAUUCCAAUGUUCGUACGGAGGCUUGGGUGGAAUUUCCAUGGAACGGUUCGCCCAGUUAAUGCAGAAAAGUUACUCGCUGCUGACGAUUCUGCUUCAGUUUGUCAAGUAAAAGUGACACGCAUCGCAAACGAGCAAUCGGAGAGUGUAUGUGGCACACUAAAAAGGCAAAAAU